Messenger RNA from Pelobates cultripes (western spadefoot toad), 28597 nucleotides. The record is from the annotation of a GenBank genome assembly. Lineage: Eukaryota; Metazoa; Chordata; Amphibia; Anura; Pelobatidae.
UGGCCUGGACCUCAAAAGUGCUUUGGUCAGUGCAGUUUCUACGGACCCUCAUAAACUGUGCUUUAGGUAUAUUUUUUAGCCAAGGGGAAAAAUGACAACUGUUUAAGUAGAUGUAAUUAUUUACAUCUACCGGUUUAAAAAAGGUUUUAGUUUUAAUACUAUUAUCUUCUAUAAAAAUAGUUAAAUCUAAAAAAUUUACACUGUCUUUACUGUAUUCUGUAGUUAAUGUCACUCCCCAAUUAUUUGUAUUUAAAAAGUUCAAAAAUGUUUUUAAAAGAUCCACUGAACCAUUCCAAAUUAAAAAAAUAUCGUCUAUGUAUUGCUUGUAGGAGACAAGGUUCGCUCUCCACUCUAGAUUGUUGUCUAUAAAUUGUGUUUCCCAAUAGGCCAUGAAUAAAUUAGCAUAGCUUGGAGCGAACCUUGUCCCCAUAGCUGUGCCGACUUUUUGUAAAAAGAAUUCGUUAUUAAACCAAAAAUAGUUGUUAUGAAGGAUGAGAUCUAUUCCUUCCAUAAUGAAACUUAUUUGUUCUUCAGGGUAAGUAUUAUCCUUUUUUAGAAAGAACUCUACGGCUUCUAACCCUUUCAUGUGUGAGAUAGCAGCAGCAAGAUGAAGUAGGAAGUAGGAACCUUCGGUAUUCCAAGCACAAGCCUAUCAACAUCAAAGCAAAACUCUCAAUUCUGGCUAUUUUUCAGCUCGAAUGCAAAAAAGAUUAAGGGCCUCGAGCUGAAAAAUACCCAGCUUGAGCUUGGAAUACCGAAGGUUCCUACUUCCUACUUCAUCUUGCUGCUGCUACCUCUGGGUCCUCUAUAUCCUUAGGUGGGGAUUGUUCCACCUGAAGCUGUUCACACUAGAGCAGGUCCAUUGCUCUAGUAUAUGUAAGUAGGAUUAUUUUUAUCUGCAAUAUACCUUCAUGUACUAUUUACACUAUUAGUGUUCCUUUUCUUUCCUGUCUUAUAUACUGUGAAAGUCCAUCUCUAUAAGCCUACCAGGAAGAUCUCAUAUCAAGAAAUCCACAGACGGGAAUUAUUCCGUCCAGGCCCCUCCAACUGAGCUUAUAUAGCUCUCUAAAGUGUGAGUUUGGAUCAUAUAUUCCUUCUAUAUUUACUCCGCUGUUAUUAUAUAUUGCACUAUUAUUUUAUUUUGUUCUUUUUGAAGCUAUAUCAUUGACAAGUAUCUUCUACCACGUAUGUAAUAUAUAUUUUUUAUAUAUGGUUAGCGCUGUUCACCUUUCUAUUUCAUAUACAUAUUUUACCCAGGGAAUGCAAUCUAACUACAGACGUGAAAUUGUAAUUUUUGUCUAAUGCAAUUGAAUUGAUUAAAAAAAGUGAGAAAAAAAAUUCAGAUUCCUUGUUUGCUACAUGAGAUAUGUUGGGAUGCAGCUUAUUGGAAAUGUCAUUAAAAUGCAAAGCAAAGUGGAAGGCAACAAUGAUAUACAUGCUAUUGGGAAGGAAUGGGGUUAAAAACUCAAAAAACAAACAAAAGUAAUCAAGAUUAUUCAUUAAACUCCAAACUGUAAAAACAAAAUAAAGUAUAAAAGUAAGGCUAAUAAAAUCAUGACUAUAUUUGAGCAGGAUACAUUUUUCAUAUCAGUUUUGUUUUCUCAAAUGUGGCCAUUUGGAUUUUAUUUCUUCACAACUUAGAGAGAGUUUGUUUAAAAUUUCUAAUAAAUCAUUUAAAAUGUUGCUGGAAACAUAAUUUGUUGAUUUAAAUUAAUAUCUAUUUAUAAUAUUAGUAUAAGAUUUUUAAUAUAUAGUAUAAUUUGUAUUUUUACGAUAGAAUGGCUCAUGGAAAUGAAAAUGGAACAUUCAACGGAGGUUUUAUCCUACUAGGGUUCUUUGAAUAUGGAGAUAUACAAAUCUUACUAUUCUUCCUGUUCCUGAUUGCUUACCUCCUUUGCAUUACUGGGAACAUGCUCCUGUUACUUAUCAUCUUGAUCUAUUCACAUAUGCAUUCACCAAUGUACCUUUUACUGGCCAAUUUGUCCUUCGUGGACAUCUGCCUCACCUCGCUUAUUUUCCCCAGAUUUUUAUUAACAUUUUUUAACCUAAGAUCAAUCUCCUUGUCUCAAUGCAUGCUACAAAUGUAUCUGUUCAUUGGGUUUGAAAGUUCAGAAUAUCUUCUUUUGACUGUCAUGUGCUACGAUCGCUAUGUGGCCAUCUGCCACCCCCUUCAUUACCACCUAACUUUAAAUAAAAGGGUGUGUGCCCUUCUGCUAGUUGUGACCUGGGGCAUCGCUAUGUUAGAUCCUGCAGCUAUUAUUAUUUUACUGUCUACACAGCCUUUCUGCCAGUGUCAUGACAUUAACCAUAUAUUCUGUGACCUUGUGCCUUUGCUGCAGUGCUCUUGUGGAGACAUUUUCAAGAUAGAAGUUGCUGUAUUUGUUGAAGGGGUUAUUUUGAGUAUACCCUCUUUUGUACUCACAAUAUCUUCAUAUGUGUCCAUAAUCUCUGUCAUUAUGAAGAUAAAGACUGUACAAGGAAGACAGAAAGCCUUCUCUACCUGUUCCUCCCAUGUUACUGUUAUUACAUUGCUCCAUCUGUCUCUGAUAUGUGUAUAUUUCCAGCCUCCUGUCACAGACGUUCAUGACAGCACUAAGACUGUAUCUCUAUUAAACACGAUUUUAAUUCCAUUGCUUAACCCUGUUCUAUACAGUCUGAGGAAUAAAGAAGUAAAACUUGCUCUUCAGAAACUUUCAAGGACAAUAAAGUGGAGCAACAUCAUUGUAUGUACAGUUUUGUAACCUCUUCAAGCCUGUGCUCCUUUUGUAAAAGCAAAAUGUAUAAGAAACAUUUAUUGAUAUUAACUAUAAGAUGCAGUAAUAGCUCAGAACACUAUCAAACUUGUCUUUCAAUCGAUGGUUAAUGGUCAGAAUACUCAAAGUACAUGAGCACAAGCAUUUUAGAAAAUGCAGUAGGUUGAAAAAUAAUAUGUGAAUAACAUUGUCAAAUACUCUCAACAGAAUAAGAUUACAUUUGUGUAAAUGAUGAUUAACAUAUUAACAAAAGAAUAUUACUAUUAAGCUUAUGCACAAUAAAAAAAAUGGUUUGUCCAAAUUGAUUCAUCAGAAAAAAAAAAUUGUUUAGGCGAGUUGGAUUUUGUCCCUGUGUUGUUUUGGUGCAGAUAUACGUUGUUUAUGCGAUUGGUUCAGGAAAAAUUAUCCUGAUGAACCAAAAAGAUGUGAAAUAUUUGCUAAUCAGUUUACUUAAAAAUAUAUACAUUUUGUUUACAGAUCAAGGGGGAAAAAAUGGGAGCAGUAAAAAAAUAUAAUAAUUAUUUAGGGGCAGAGCUUGCCCUUUAACCAGAACAGAUGCAUGGUACACAAGCUCCUGACAAACUUUUUUAGGGGUGCUAAUCCCUGCCAAUCCCUGAUAACCAGCGAUUAUUCCUGCCAACUGUGCACCACUAACAUUGGGGAUACCCGGUUAAGCAUUUCAUAAUCCUUACCUGACUCUCAACUCCACUGAGUGCUGGAAAAUCUACUGGUCUACUGGUGGCGAGGCUGAUCCCCUCACUCUCCUGUUUCUUGUGGGUACCACUGUGCUUCUCCCCCCUGCACUGGGGGGGGGAUAUCCAGAUCUCCACAGAAUUAUUGCUGCACUCACCUCAUACUCUGAGUUGUACUUUAGCCAAAUUUUAACUGCCAUGAUAAUCUAAGAUGGCAUCUGCUCCCCAUUUUGAUGGACAGGGCCUGGGUUUAUCCCUACAGCCUCAACGCUGCUCUAUUGAAUCCUCCUUGCAAUGAUAAGAUGCGUUCUUUCAGGAUUUCUGGCGCAAGCUACGGGAGCGUGAGAGAGCCUCCCUGACUAAGGCACGUUGAGGCCAACAGAGCAGCACCUUGUAGGGCAAAUAAAGCAUGCAGGUGUCUAACUACUCCUUUGUAAGCCUUUAUGGGCAAAGAGCCUUAUAAGGAUAUGCCUCUUUUCAUCAACUACACAGGCUGAAGAUCAUCCAUGGAAAGCGGUAUAUACCAGCCCGAUCCUCUGACUGCCCACAGUGAGUGAGAGACUUGGUAUCUAUGAGUCACCAAGUUUUUGGACUGCACUUGCUGGCCCUCAUACUAGCCUAGGCUUGAGGGGAACUCUGCUCUGGCGCUACAACAUGAAUGUUUACCUGUGCUCUCCUUGUCCACAGCCUGCACUGUGCUCACAUUAUCUUUAAUGCUGACAAAUGCCACUUGAUUUGACAUGUUAAAAGGGCAACUUGUUAUUAUUCCUUUUUAUUAAUUUUGUUUCUCCAUAAUUCUUUUCACUUCUUUAAAACUCACCUUGUAUAUUGCAGUGAUAUCCAGAUAUCUGGAACCUUAGUGGACGUUUUGUAGGCAAGAUAAGAUUCUACCAGUUAACUGUGACAGUUAUUCAUUGCAGGGUGAUAGGUUGAUAGAUAGAUAGAUAGAUAGAUAGGUAGAUGGAUAGGUAGGUAGGUAGGUAGGUAGAUAGAUGGAUGGAUGGAUGGAUGGAUGGAUAGACAGACAGACAGAUAGAUAGAUAGAUAGAUAGAUAGAUAGAUAGAUAGAUAGAUAGAUAGAUAGAUAGAUAGAUAGACUUCAAAAUUGUGGAUGCAUUUAUGCAACAAAUAUCUUGUUACAUUGCAGCAUUAAUAUUUUAACUUUUUCAAGAUCAAACAGUGUUAUCUUUGUGCUAUUUACAGGAAUAAUAAAAUUAUUUACUCACUAAUUCUCAUGUGUGAACACCGGGCACGAUGAUGUAUAUGUUAACCAAGUAAAUCAAGUGUAAACCCAGUGAAAGUAUAACCGUGGUAACUAAGAUCACAAGUGUGGUUGCAAGGAAACCAAUAAACAUAAGCUCAGUGCCAGUGAAUGAAGAUAUGUUAUUGCAACCUAUGUGAAGGAUGUACUUUACAAGCCAUAACAUCCGAUAAUAAAUACACUUAAAAUCAAAAUCACUUAUACUCAUACUUUUUUAAUUCUGAUCAUUUAUUGAUUCAUAUCAAUUGAAUAAAAAUGGUAAAACAUUUCAGAAAGAGGUUUUAUAGUAAACAUUUUAAUAAUUUAUAUUUUGUUUUGACUUUCUAAUGGUUUGUUUUUUUUCAAGAUUUGGUUAACCACCGAACAUAUACCAAGACAAACCAUCACAAAUUGAAAUAUAAAAAUAAAGCAGCAAAUGUAGAAAAAAUAAGCACAGAUUACAGCCUCCAAUUGUGUAAUACAGUUUAAUUAACUGAAAAUUGAAUUUUAAAAUACAUAUACAAUGUGUAAAUAAAGUGCCCUUCAUGAGUUAAUUCACUUGUGUCAAUAAUGUUGCCAGAAAAAUAUAUCCCAUUUUCCUGUAAUAAAUGCAAACUAUACUCUUCUUUUUUGUUCAUGUAGAUUAUUUUUUUCUCAGAUGCACAUGUAUCCAUUCUUUCUUCCAUCCAAUGUUAUCUGGCUAUGCACCCUGGGUGAAGGUUAUGUUUUCACAAAGUAAAUGCUCCACUAAGCCUAUGUGUUUCAUGAGACACUGCUUGUCAUGCCCAUUGGGCAUGAUUCAUUGUCCAUUGUAAAAAAUAUUAUCAAUCACUGUGAUCUAUGUAGAGGAUGCAUGCAAUGGUUACCUAGUAGAAGUGUCAUGAUACACCUAUGAGGUGAUCUCGGUCAUCGAAGACAAUAGGUUAAAUCUCCAUUUUGAUGAAGCUUUAGUAGCGAAACGUGUUAUUGGAUGUUUCAUUUACUUUGUAUUUAUAUUAAAGGAACCUUUUUGUACAAUACAUUGUAUUGCAAUAAAAUAUAUUGUAUGGUGACAAGGGUGAUCUGUGUGGAAAACAGGUGCUUUGAGAGUGAUAGCAGGUACAAAACUAGCUGCUACAACACUUCAAUGUGGAUCUCUCUAAUCCACCUAUUUGUAAAGUAUAGUAAAGGUAAGGGAAUUUAAGAGAGGGUUAUUAAAAAACAAACCACCCACCAAAAGGUCCUUUAAGUGGAGCGCUAAACAGUACUUACCCCUAAUCUUAGGGGUAUCAGGUAUUCCAAAUAGAGCCUUAAAUAUGCAAAAAAAGAGAAAAUAUAUUUACAAUAGUGGAGUAUGUCAAAAUCUAAUGCAUAAAUGAUAAAUUUUAUAUAAUUAAACUCACAAGUGAAGAGCCAAGUAGGGGACUGGCUCAAAUCACGAUCACCUUGGUUUACAUUACUCAUAGAUGUGUUCGGGCCCAUCAGACCAUCAGACCAAUCAGCCACAUUAUAAUCGGGCCCCGAGGAGAACCCACCUGCUAGUAGCCCACAGUUUGGGCAACAGGUACAAGCACCCCGCAUACCUUGUGUCAAACAUAUAACCCUCGUCUAACCCAAUAUGAGCAAUAACACCUGAGCAUAUACACCACCGUGCUUUAUAGUUCUGGGAGAAUAUAUAAUUUUUUUCUUUCUUUUAAACCCAGGAGAACCCACUGGCCACAUUGCUAGAGACGUCAAUAAGCGUCCACCCCAUGGCACAAUUCCACAGUGCCAAGACCCUAGUAUGGGUCACCUUUUAUAUAUGUUGGUUCUUAUACCUACCUAACCCCUCCUUCCUGUUACCCCUCAUCUCCCUGAACUACACAGUGUUACCAAUCAUCCACCACCUAAAAGAGACGGUGUUGCCCUGGUCGACGCAACAAGCAAACGCAAAAUUACGACACUUCCAUCCGAGCUACCUAUACCAUAAACCCAUACUAUGAGAAUAUACUCCCAUAACACCAGAGGGUUAAACACCCCACACAAGAGGUGCAUGCUGCUAGAUGAAGCAAAACAGAGACAGGCAGACAUUGUGUGUUUACAAGAAACACACUUUGUCAAAAUAGAGUGCCCCAAUUUGGCUUGAGGGACUACCCCUAUCAAUAUCACUCAAAAUAUACGUCUAAAUCCAAAGGAGUCUCAAUCCUCCUCCAUUCAUCCCUCACUGUUGAGUUCCUCCACGUCAAAAAAGAUAAACAGGGAAGAUAUGUGAUGCUACAGUGCUUAAUUAACGACUCUAACUACGUCAUAGUCAGCUUCUAUAGCCCCAACGCAAACCAAAGGAAUUUUUUACACAAAGUACUGUCCACAAUUCCAGUUCUCAACAUGGCCUCUUAACCAUCCUCUGGACCCUUUUAUGGAUACCACUUUAAAUCCCACAGCCCCUAGACACACGGUGGUUAAAUCACAAAGCAAGGCCAUGACCAAAUUUCUGGGGGAAUUUGGGCUCUAUAACUCAUGGAGGACAUGCCAUCCAAACAAAAAAACAUUCUCAUACUACUCAGCAGUUCACAAAUCCUACUCCAGGUUAGAUUUUAUAUUCCUAAUGGACCCCCUCCUACCCAAGGUCACAAACAGUGACAUUGGAGACAUUACAUGGUCAGAGCAAGCACCGACCAUGGUGAAGUUGGCAGGGGACUACCAACACAGGGGGAGGGCACUGUGGCGCCUAAACAACAACUACUACACAACCAAAGAUUCUCUCAAGCUCUGACAGAAGCAAUUCUCAAUUACUUCCAAAUUAAUGUAACCCCAGAUGUUUUACCAAUGACAAUUUGCCAGGCCCAUAAGGCAGUUAUAAGAGGCCUCGUAAUAAGUCACGCCUCAUUUCUAAAGAAAAAAACACAGGGAGACUAUCAAACUCUACUACGCACACUACGGGACACGACGGCAGCAAAUACGCUACACACCACCCCACAGAGGACACAAACAAAUCGAGACACCACGGCACAAAUCAACCACCUGUCACUCUCCAAAACCACACACAUCCUACAGAAACUUAAACAGACCAUAUACUCACAAUGCAACAAAGCAGGGAAACAUUUAGCGACACAGCUCUGUCAAAAUAAAUCAAAUGCCAAAAUUCUAUACCUCCUCACUCACACCAGGGAAAAAAUCCACAACUCACAAAAUAUUAACGAUAACAUGGAAACAUACUAUCAUACCCUAUAUAUGGCGAAACCAACCUCGCCACUGGGCAUUGGAGAAGCCUCCUGUCUGCUGACUAUGGCCCCUGGGAGAUUUGGCCCUUUAAAUACAGUAUUUGGGCAUAUUGUAUUUUAGUAUGCUGCUGUUGGCCCUUUAAGAACCAUCUGGGGACAUACUGUGACUUUUGGGAACAAUGCCCCUUUAAGACUAUGGCCCCUGGUAGAUAUUGCCUGUUAAAGACUACUUUAGCAGAUUGUAUUUUAAAAGACUUGCUGCCUCUUUAAAUUGCAUUGGAGCAGUUCUGCAGCUUUAACUUGGCACUUCGGAUGCAGCCAAAGGGCAGAAGUAGUCGAAGUGGCCGCCAAUCGACAAACAAACACGUGGCGGCGACCAUUUUUGUUCAUUCGAACGAGGUCAGCGGUAUGUGUAGCCAAAUCCAUGGAACUGAAACUGGCUACACAUUUCAACGAACACCGCUGACCCUUACCUUCUCCUACACUCAGUUUUCAGCUGCAGAGACUAACUCCCAUUCAGCAGUUUGAACUCACUGCUAUACUAAGCUAAAUGCAUGAAUGGCCCUGUGUAAAAUAGACCGACCGCACAGCCCAAAUCUAUGGAACUAUUUUGGGCAGGAAAAUGUGCUUGCGGUCGGUCAUAAAGGACUCCCAGCUAACUUUUUAUCUACUGGAUGCAUUUGUCUGUUUUUUUGAGAGUGUUUUCUGUAAUGUACGUGUAUUAUUGGUUGUUCUGUAAAACCCUGUGGGCAGGACUAUGUGUGUAGAUUGUGAAUAAAAGAGGCUGUAUGUAGGGGGAAGAGCCUGUCCUUGAAGGAAGAUGGACGCUUGAAUUCUGAGCUCCCUCUCCCCAUAGCACGUUAAUCCGCUACCAUCGGCAUCCCUCUUCGUCCCUGCCACCCAACACCAUGGGAGGCAGAAAGAAGAAAAAAGAUCAGACCCCAUCGGUCGCAACAAUCUUCCACACACCUAACACCUCACAGAGGCCUAACAGCUCCCAGCACAUAGAGGAGGAGGACUCCGAUCUUGAAGAGUUCACCCCACCAACUGACCCAAUGGCCCCACUUACCAUCGGGAUCCUCCAGAGCAUGCUACACAAAGCAACUACGGAUAUCAAAUCCCCCGUGAUGUCAGAAAUAAACAAACAGCUGGUAGGUCUCAAAGCCGACGUGGCCACGCUUACCUCCAAAGCGGAACAAGCCGAGACCCGCAUAUCCAAAUUAACAACAACUUCAGCUGAACAAGCCCAAGAUAUUGCCUAUUUUCAUGGCAGAAUAGCGGCACUAGAAGACGGCAUGGAAUACCUCAACAAUAGAUCCCAGAGGAACAACAUCCGGAUCAGAGGCCUCCCCGAAACGGUCACACUAGAGCAGCUAGUACCCACCCUGAAAAGCAUCUUCAAGGAUAUAGCACCAGACCUCACCGCUAGAGACCUGGAGAUGGAUAGAGACAACCGGGCCCUGAAACCUCCAAACCUCAACCAAGCCACCCCAGAGAUAUUAUCACACGCCUACACCACUUCCCAGCGAAGGAAAAACUACUACAAGCGUCCAGGCACAAACAGCCCAAAUACAAGGAACACCACCUCUCCUCCUUCCAGGAUCUUGCUCCAUCGACCCUGAAAAAGCGGCGGGACCUCAAACCCCUUACUCUGGCCCUCCAACAACAAGGAUUGAGAUACACGUGGGGCCACCCGUUUAAAUUGAUUGUUAAAAAAGACAAUAAAAACCCACAUUCUCAUGUCUCCUGCUGAUAUGACUCCCUUCGCUGACUCACUGGGGAUCCAACUGGUGCAACACGCUCCCUCACUCAGGCAGUGGACCGAAUAUCGUACCGAUGAAGGGCCCCGCUCUCCACACCCUCCGAAGAAAAAAAGACCCCAACCACACGAGCAGGCUGAGGCUGGCUCCACAGCCCAGGAUUGGUAGUCGUUCCACUUACCCGCUACAUGAUAUACCUGCAACACGCUGCAUUCCCACGAGAUAAGCUCUGAUCCGACACACACCAAGCCUGUCCUACCACCUAAACAAACAACAUUACACCAAGAUAUACACAAAUACCUUGGUUCCUGCACCUCAUCCCGCAGGAUGGACCAGAGACCUAGACAUGGCGUACCGGACCACAGCAAGUAAACCGGGACUCAUUGGGGAGGGCUAGGGACCCGGGAGGGGCCUCUGGACUCGGGCAAGGGACUUACCUUACAGGAGUUACCCUCAGACACCAGCUGUUAUUAAGACAUCCUGAACACUCAAAUGUUUUACAUUUUCGCACAGGCCCCCCCUUUAUUUAUUUAUUAAUGUUUUUUAAUUUUAUUUAAUUUAUCUUUUUUUUUAUGAUGACAUUUAAUUUACUGCAGGGGCCGACAUAUCCUAACCCCCCCAUACCGACAGUCAACUUAGCCAUUUUUAAGGCAUGAUAGCCCGACCUACCGUGCAGGGACUUGGCUUACACGCAGGGACUGGGUGACCCCUACCUCUGCAAACACUCAGGGAAUGUGACCCAAGCUUUAAUACACCACUUCUAAAAUACUGUAUUUUUAACCUACAUGACAGCGGGUAAUGUUUCUUAAUACCUCAAUUAAACUUAAAUUGUUUAAUAUUGUUCUUCAUUACCCUAAAAUGUUUAUGUAUAUACCUGUUUACGUUUAUAUUUAUGUCUAGCAUAACACCUUGCUACUGGAGGACUGUAACCGGACUGCAACUGAACCCCACCUCAGCUGACCUCUCUCUUCGAGACCACUGACACCAUCCCAAGACAACCAACUUAACCACUGGAUAUUUUCAAUCUCUCACAAGUGACGCCACACAGGGACCACCCACGGCACUGGUACAGAUCAUCACCACUUAAACCUCAAAACCGUGAGUGAUAACAAUCAAAACGUGCUGGGGGGGAGGACGAGGGAUACUUGAAAACCUUCUUCCUCUCUCUCCCAGUUGCGCACACAGCCCAAACCAGGGCAUUACCUACACAAAGACCCCACCCUACAGGCACCACUAAUACCUCCCUACACCACCUGGCAAAUAUUGUGUAAGACCAGGAAUCCUAUACACAUAACCGCUCGCCCCUCCCCUACCUACCCCCAACCCCAACCGCAUCCCUCCCCCACUCAUUCCCCACAACCCUUCCAUACCCCAACUCCCCCUCUUAAAACUAGCCCGUAACAGACCGGGAGAGCCGGACCCGAGGGCCCACCCUACCCCAUGUGACUUCCAACACAUCUAGGACACCCACUAUGCCUACAACAAUCUCAUGCAUAUCGCUGAAUUGCAAGGGCCUCAACAACCCGGCCAAACAACACCAACUAUUACGAUGGGCAACUCGCUCAAAGGCAGAACUGAUCCUUCUUCAAGAAACACACUACGAUGACUCUAGGCCUUUCCCCCUACGAAACAAACAAUACAUCACAUGCUACCUCGCAAACUCCCAUACUGGCAAACACAACGGAGUAGCCAUAUUAAUACAUAAAGCCUGCCCGAUACACUUCACACGCACCAUCCCAGACCCCCAAGGUAGAUACUGUGGGGAUAUUUAUGGGAUGAUAAUUGUUAAGACCUGCAGUGGUUAUGGUGCUGCGGUCUUGGUUCCCUAUCCCCACAGCUGAGUAUGAGUGAUUAUAGCUGCAGCAGGGAGUAGAGGAAUAAGAGAGAUGAAAUGCAGUUCCAAGGUGCUCCUUCCCAGCAAGUAGAAUAUCCCCCAAACAUGAGCCUAGACUUCAUGAAGGGUGUAACAGGAGUAAUCUUUAUUGAAAACACACGGGCUUUUAUGAGAAAUCCUCCUGCAAGAGGACCUCCCACAGCAAACAAAAGCAACAGCCAAUCAUCACAUAAAUUUACAGUAUUACACGCCUCCUCUCUGCCUGGGAGAUAUUGAGAUAAGUUAAGAAAUAAACCAAUUAUCUCCAGGCAGAGAGCACAAAAUUUCCCCAAAACUUAGAACACCCCUUUCCCCACAAGGUAUCCCCACAAAUUACAUAUCCCCUGAUAGCCCAGAUCUGGGAGACCAACAUAUCCAAAUUUCACCCAGAUUAGUUCAGGGGUUCUGAAAAAGUGUGGAGGGUCCCUUUUACCGACCACACACGCGGCUCCUGCCCAAAACAGUUCCAUGAAUUCAGCGUGUGCGGUCGGUCAAUUCACAAAAUUUUUAAAAAUGAACAAAAGACCUGAAUGGAUUCCCCUGGCCCAUAGUAGCGAUUGCUCCCCUCGUCCGUUCGCACAGAACUACCGAAUGGGGCUUCUCUGGCUGUUUGGGAAAUAGGAGAAGCUGGCUUUCGGUAGUUUCCAGCGGUAGUUUGCGUGGUCGAAUGCCCAAUUUUAGUUCCAGGCACUCGACGACCAAGUCUCGCUGGCUCUCCUCGUGCAAACAAGAUGGCCGCCGUUUUCUUUUCCACGUGGCUUUCGGUUAUACGAACAGUGGCCGACCAGGGAGCACUUAAUAGCUUGUUCCUUUGUACUAAAUGAGCCAGGAGGAUGGUCGGUGUUCGGUAGUUUCAAACUACCGAACCAAUCCAUUCAAUUUGUUAGUAAUCCCAUAUAAAAAUACCGAAUAAAAAAAGGAGAAAAUGUCAGGCAAAAGUCCAUUUUCUUCACAAUAAUAUUAUACAGUUGAUAAUUGCCCACUAUUUCAAUUCUCUUAGCUCUUAGAGAUCGUUAUCAUGUAAGUGAAAUGUAUUCCAUACAAAUAAAAUCACAAUUUGUUAUAAAAAUUAUUUUAAUUUAUUGUGACAAAUAAAAUAAUAAUAUUAGGCAGCAUGCAUGAUAUUAAUCAGUGAAUAUUUAGUAUAACAAAAGUAUGCAAUAUAAUGGCUAGACACAGUACACAGAAAGCAAAACACCCAGCCCCGCGAAAACCUUGGCUAACAGUUAAAUCAACUGAGUAACCUUUCAAUGCUGGCUAUAUCCUCCUAGGCAUAUAGUAUCAUAUACUCAUGUAAUUUUCAAUCAAAAUAACAUUUGAACCAGCUCAUUAAUAAUUUCCUGGAACCAUCCAACAAGAAUAAUCUACCAGAUUUUUACAAAAGCCGAAUUUUAAUUUGUCUAAAAAUAUAUCUUAUCUUAUUUUAGAGCAAAUCAAUACACCUGGAUAAAAACAGCUGUAUGCUAAUAUGUGAUAAUAUCACAUUAAUAUAUAAUUAUUCUUAAAUCCACCUGCAGGUUGGAAUGUUUAUAACUAUAUAUUCUUUAGUUAACUAAGAUUUGUAAAUAUUAAAAUCUGACCGUGAUUUAUCCAGUCAUAUAUCAUGCUAUUAGUAAAUGUUUAAUUAAUUUAAAUUAAUUAAAUAAAACCAGCAUAAUUACCAGUUAUGUAGAUAUUCUGAUCAGAUUAGUAGUAGUAGUCCCAGAAACUUGAUUGGUCGUAUGGAGGUGCGUGAGUGAUAGUGAAAAGUGGUGUUGGUUAGAAAGUGUCAAAGAGUUUGUGAGUUGAGUGUUAAGAGUUUAAGAGUGUUAGUCUCAGAGAUGUUUCUUGAGUCCCUCUCUCUGCAUGUCCGAAUCGGAAUCCCCAAACUUCCACUCGUCUCUCUGUAUGUCCAACUUUUCCCUUUGUCCUUACUUUUAAAGGGCCAGACUCUUUGUACGUCAUUAGUUGAUAAACCAAUAGGAAGCCGUAGGUGGAUUCAAUCGAUGGAUCGCAAUUUAGGUAUUUGAUCCAUAGAGGGCAGUCUCGUCUAACGAAACCUUCCUAUCCAGGAAAGAGUUAACUUUUCCUGAUGACGAUUUUUACGUCAUUUGACUUAUCUAAAAUGACUACCAUAACUUAGAUUUGCUGUCAGUUCAAAGCGUUUCUCUCAGUCUUUGUGGCAACUACUUUGAUCGUAACUUGUAAAAUGGACAGUUCUAAACUCAAUUUCACCCCUUACUUACAAUGGAACCUUGUAAAAUUUAGAAAGUAAAAUUAAUUACUUAGUCUUUUCUGUCACUAGUGUCUGUGUUUAUGUAACGCAUUCCUCAGUGGUUAGUGAAAGUAAGAAGAAACUAUGUUUCUGUUAUCCUGAAGAUAGCAAAAUGGAGUCCGCUUUGUUUUGAGUGACUUGGGCAGAAUACACCUUUGAUUUCUUUUUAGCACAAAAUGUCUGUUGAUAUAAAUAUUCUGACAGGUGGGACAAUAUAUGUGACAAAACCAAUCUCGCCACAUUGCAUUGGAGGAGCCUGGUUGCCCGCCUGCUGCCUUUGGAUUAUGGACCGGCAGCUAAAGGGUUAAUUUUACUGUGCAGAAGGAUUUAUUUCUCCCUUUCUGCACAGCCGUUCGGUAGAUUCCAUCUACCAAACAAACAGUCUCUUUUCAGCCUCCCCAGAGCCGUGGGAAGCCGGCCGGCGACCUUAAUUGGCCACCCAGAAGCUGGAGUGCGCCCUCCAUUUACCUCCCUGAAGCCGCGGUUAACCGCGGCUUAACGAGCGUGUGCCGGCAAUUGACCACCCAGUAGCUGCGGUUAACCGCAGCUUAAUUGAUUGUUACUGGGUGGUCGCGGUUACACUUAGCCGCCACACGAUGGCGGUGUUCUGGAGCUCCCCGGGCAGCCAGCGCUUGUCUGCCCGGCUUUCAUGCACCAAACCCGGACACUUUUACGUGCAGGCACCGCUGAACCUCCAACCCCUGGUUCUAAUUCGCACGGAUUGAACGAAUGCAUGUAAAUUCGGUAUUUUAUGUUGGAGGAAUGUUUUAACCCAGAUAGCUAUGCCAUGGAGCCUGUUCGUGGAAUUAAAGACUUUGGCUCCAUGGCAAUUAAAACUGUAUUCGUGUGGUCUGAGUGCCAUUCACCUAAUAAUGUGCACUCAGACCUGAGCUAUCUGGGGAUAUGUUACAUGUCUGUGUUUUAUGUAGUAAAUGUUACUUUGUGCAUUUUAAAGUAUAAUGCUGGUUUUGUGUUCCCACGUGUGUAAUGGAGUUUUGCCUUUGACUUGGGAGAUAAUUGAGUUACUUCCCAAUUAUCUCCCAGGGCAGAGGGGAGGAAGCCAGGAUGCAUUGUGGGAAUAUACUGUGACUGUGUGUCCUUUUUGUAUACUUGUCUGUCCCUUGUCACAGUCUCCCAUUUGGUCCCCUAGGGGAGUGUCCACCAGGUGGGAGACCUGCAUAAAAGCUGGGCAGGUAGCCCUCAUUAAACAGACCACUGCUUGACCCUCAACACGGAGCCUUGUCUCGUCUUUGGGGGGAUUUACUGUAUGCUGCUAAGGACUGAUUGCCAGGAGUGUAAGCCGCUUGGGAGCUUUUCCUGUUCGUCUGGUAGCAGCAAUUCGUAUGGUUCCUGUUCGUGUAUUUGGAGUGCUACCUUAUUCCCUUGUAUGCCGUUCGGGAGUUUGGAGCAUUCACUUGUAUGCAGUUCGAGAGUUUGGAGCAUUCACUUGUAUGCAGUUCGAGUGUUUGGACCAUUCCCUUGUAUGCAGUUCGAGUGUUUGGAGCAUUCCCUUGUAUGCCGUUCGGGAGUUUGGAGCAUUCACUUGUAUUCAGUUCGUGAGUUUUGGUGAUUCUACAGUAGCUGUGCCUGUCUCUGAAAGGGGAUUAUCGUCUAAGCGGUUUUUUCCCCUUUUGUGCAAAACGGUCCGUUACAAUUGGUGGCAAGCGGCGGGAUCGUUCCCACAGACUACAGGACAGCUACAGGCGACACCAUUCCGUGGAUUUUUACAAUUUGAGGGCAACGCAUGUCCCAGUACAGCGACCCUGACAGCACCGAGAUGGAACCAGCAGUGGAGUAUGAUGAGGGUGCCAUGGAUGACCGAGAUGCAGUCCGUAAAGGCAUCUGGUACCAGGCACUGGGUAUUGCGGAGUACCAGCGGGGCGAGAGAUUCCCCAAGGAAGACCAGCGGUUGCAGAAGCGAGUAGCCCUGCGGAUGCCCUUCCUGGGAGAGCAGCCCCUGGAAGAAUGGGUGAGGAAAUUGGAACACCUAGUAUGGCAGGAGAUGUGGCUAGAAGAUGCCUACCAGGCGCUCUGGUGGUAUGGGGCACAAUACCUGCCCUGGAAAGCCGAGCAUGACAAGCCAGAGGGAGAGGAGUUUGAUGGUCCUGGCUUGUUAUGGGAGACUUUUGCAGAGCCUGAGUUUGGGAGCCCUACACAAGCCCGGUUCAGUGAUCUCUUUGAGUGGAGGGAGAGCAGGUAUGACUGGGACGACACUCACGAAAUUGAGCAAGACCUGGUCCACCUGGUGACCCGAGAGAUGGAGCUGGAACAGGGUUACCAAAAUCUGUUCCACUCCAGUGAGAAGGCUCAGCAGGGAAGCGGAGACCCAGAUCCAGACCCAUUCAGCUGGGAAGAUAUUGUGGAGUGUUACUGGGAAGAACCCCAGGUGGCCGGUGGAGAUGGGACCAAGGUCUCUCCACCGGUCCUGCAGGGAAUUGGGAGCCCAGUCUCCAUUCCCCAGCGGCCGUGUGAUUUAUUGGGAAUUGGGAGCCCAGUCUCCAUUCCCCAGCGGGAGAUAUUGCAGGGAAUUGGGAGCCUGAGCUCCAUUCCCCAGCGGCAGGCGGAGUUACAGGGGACAGAGAUAGUCGCUCCUGUCCCCCAGCAGCAGAAUGAAUUGCAGGGAAUUGGGAGCCCGAGCUCCAUUCCCCAGCGGGAGAAAUUGCAGGGAAUUGGGAGCCCGAGCUCCAUUCCCCAGCGGGAGAUAUUGCAGGGAAUUGGGAGCCUGAGCUCCAUUCCCCAGCGGCAGGCUGAGUUACAGGGGGCAGAGGUAGUUGUUCCUGCCCCCCAGCAGCAGAGUGAUAUGCCGGGAAGGCAGUGUAAAGUGCAGGGAGAGGAGAACAGCGUCCUCCCUCCCCAGCGGCAGGCUGAGAUACAGGGGGCAGAGGUAGUUGUUCCUGCCCCCCAGCAGCCAAGUGAUAUGCCGGGAAGGCAGUGGGAAGUCCAGGGAGAGGAGAGCAGUGUCCUCCCUCCCCAGCGGCAGCGUGAUUUUUUGGGAAUUGGGAGCCCAGUCUCCAUUCCCCAGCGGCAGAAUGAUGCUUUGGGAAUUGGGAGCCCAGUCUCCAUCCCCCAGCGGCAGCACAGAUCAUUGGGAAUUGGGAGCCCCGUCUCCAUUCCCCAGCGGCAGAGUGUCCUACCGGGAAUAGAGAGCCCAGUCUCCUUUCCCCAGCAGCAGGACUCUGUAUUGGGAGCAGAGACAGUCGGUCUCCCUCCCCCACAGCUGGAAGUAUGUAUGGGAGAGGAGCUUGUUACCCCCUCUCCCCAGCGGCAGCUUAAUGUACAAAGGGGAGACAGUAAGCCCCACAACCGUGCAGAUGGGACCGUAGUCUCUACACUGCCAGCACAGGGGGUAGGGACGGUCGGUCCUGCCCCCCAGCGACAGGGCUGUUUAGCCAAAGGGGAGACAAUCGGUCUCCCCCUCCAGCAGCAGAGAUGGGUAACCAAAGGGGAGACGGUCGGUCUCCAGCAGCAGGACUGUGCAGCUAAAGGGGAGACGGUCGGUCUCCAGCAGCAGGACUGUGCAUCUAAAGGGGAGACAGUCAGUCUCCAGCAGCAGCAGCAGAGCGGUGUAUUUAAAGGGGAGACAGUCGGUCUCCCCCUCCAACAACCAGGCUUCCACCAGGCUACCCUCCCAGUAGCGCUGGCAACAGGGCAGAGUGCCGCUGGUCUCUGCCCACGCAGCAACCCACCAAGUCAGCGUACCCGUACCCAGCACAGCCGUGGUGAGGCACCUGGACAUGGACAAGCUUCUUCUCUACCCAGGUGUAGUAACCAUUUAUUGUGGGUGGGCUGUGCUGUUGAUUAUGUUUUGUGGGUGGGCUGCUGGACUAACAAGGGCACUGACCGGCAGGAGGUCAGAUACCCUGUUAGUCUGUUUGGAAAAGGGGAGAGAUGUGACAAAACCAAUCUCGCCACAUUGCAUUGGAGGAGCCUGGUUGCCCGCCUGCUGCCUUUGGAUUAUGGACCGGCAGCUAAAGGGUUAAUUUUACUGUGCAGAAGGAUUUAUUUCUCCCUUUCUGCACAGCCGUUCGGUAGAUUCCAUCUACCAAACAAACAGUCUCUUUUCAGCCUCCCCAGAGCCGUGGGAAGCCGGCCGGCGACCUUAAUUGGCCACCCAGAAGCUGGAGUGCGCCCUCCAUUUACCUCCCUGAAGCCGCGGUUAACCGCGGCUUAACGAGCGUGUGCCGGCAAUUGACCACCCAGUAGCUGCGGUUAACCGCAGCUUAAUUGAUUGUUACUGGGUGGUCGCGGUUACACUUAGCCGCCACACGAUGGCGGUGUUCUGGAGCUCCCCGGGCAGCCAGCGCUUGUCUGCCCGGCUUUCAUGCACCAAACCCGGACACUUUUACGUGCAGGCACCGCUGAACCUCCAACCCCUGGUUCUAAUUCGCACGGAUUGAACGAAUGCAUGUAAAUUCGGUAUUUUAUGUUGGAGGAAUGUUUUAACCCAGAUAGCUAUGCCAUGGAGCCUAUUCGUGGAAUUAAAGACUUUGGCUCCAUGGCAAUUAAAACUGUAUUCGUGUGGUCUGAGUGCCAUUCACCUAAUAAUGUGCACUCAGACCUGAGCUAUCUGGGGAUAUGUUACAUGUCUGUGUUUUAUGUAGUAAAUGUUACUUUGUGCAUUUUAAAGUAUAAUGCUGGUUUUGUGUUCCCACGUGUGUAAUGGAGUUUUGCCUUUGUCUUGGGAGAUAAUUGAGUUACUUCCCAAUUAUCUCCCAGGGCAGAGGGGAGGAAGCCAGGAUGCAUUGUGGGAAUAUACUGUGACUGUGUGUCCUUUUUGUAUACUUGUCUGUCCCUUGUCACAGUCUCCCAUUUGGUCCCCUAGGGGAGUGUCCACCAGGUGGGAGACCUGCAUAAAUACUGGGCAGGUAGCCCUCAUUAAACAGACCACUGCUUGACCCUCAACACGGAGCCUUGUCUCGUCUUUGGGGGGAUUUACUGUAUGCUGCUAAGGACUGAUUGCCAGGAGUGUAAGCCGCUUGGGAGCUUUUCCUGUUCGUCUGGUAGCAGCAAUUCGUAUGGUUCCUGUUCGUGUAUUUGGAGUGCUACCUUAUUCCCUUGUAUGCCGUUCGGGAGUUUGGAGCAUUCACUUGUAUGCAGUUCGAGUUUUGGACCAUUCCUUGUUGCAGUUCGAGAGCAUUCCCUUGUAUGCCGUUCGAGUUUGGAGCAUUCACUUGUAUUCAGUUGUGAGUUUUGGUGAUUCUACAGUAGCUGUGCCUGUCUCUGAAAGGGGGAUUAUCGUCUAAGCGGUUUUUAUCCCUUUUUGUGCAAAACGGUCCGUUACAAUUGGUGGCAAGCGGCGGGAUCGUUCCUACAGCCAGAAGGACAGCUACAGGAGACACCAUUUCUUUGGAUUUUACAAUUUGAGGGCAACGCAUGUCCCAGUACAGCGACCCUGACAGCACCAGCAUGGAACCAGCAGUGGAGUAUGAUGAGGGUGCCAUGGAUGACCGAGAUGCAGUCCGUAAAGGCAUCUGGUACCAGGCACUGGGUAUUGUGGAGUACCAGCGGGGCAAGAGACUCCCCAAGGAAGACCAGCGGUUGCAGAAGCGAGUAGCCCUGCGGAUGCCCUUCCUGGGAGAGCAGCCCCUGGAAGAAUGGGUGAGGAAAUUGGAACACAUCGUAUGGCAGGAGAUGUGGCUAGAAGAUGCCUACCAGGUGCUCUGGUGGUAUGGGGCACAAUACCUGCCCUGGAAAGCCGAGCAUGACAAGCCAGAGGGAGAGGAGUUUGAUGGUCCUGGCUUGUUAUGGGAGUCUUUUGCAGAGCCUGAGUUUGGGAGCCCUACACAAGCCCGGUUCAGUGAUCUCUUGGAGUGGAGGGAGAGCAGAUAUGACUGGGACGACACUCACGAAAUUGAGCAAGACCUGGUCCACCUGGUGACACGAGAGAUGGAGCUGGAGCAGGGCUACCAAGAUCUGUUCCACUCUAGUGAGAAGGCUCAGCAGGGAAGCGGAGACCCAGAUCCAGACCCAUUCAGCUGGGAAGACAUUAUUGAGGAUUACUGGGAAGAACCCCAGAUGGCGGGUGGAGAUGGGACUGAGGUCUCUCCACCGGUAUUGCAGGGAAUUGGGAGCCCGAGCUCCAUUCCCCAGCGGGAGAUAUUGCAGGGAAUCGGGAGCCCAAGCUCCAUUCCCCAGCGGCAGGCUGAGUUACAGGGGACAGAGAUAGUUGCUUCUGUCCCCCAGCAGCAGUGUGAAUUGCAGGGAAUUGGGAGCCUGAGCUCCAUUCCCCAGCGGCAGGCUGAGUUACAGGGGGCAGAGGUAGUUGUUCCUGCCCCCCAGCAGCAGAAUGAAUUGCAGGGAAUUGGGAGCCCGAGCUCCAUUCCCCAGCGGGAGAUAUUGCAGGGAAUUGGGAGCCUGAGCUCAAUUCCCCAGCGGCAGGCUGAGUUACAGGGGGCAGAGGUAGUUGUUCCUGCCCCCCAGCAGCAGAGUGAUAUGCCGGGAAGGCAGUGUAAAGUGCAGGGAGAGGAGAACAGCGUCCUCCCUCCCCAGCGGCAGGCUGAGAUACAGGGGGCAGAGGUAGUUGUUCCUGCCCCCCAGCAGCCAAGUGAUAUGCCGGGAAGGCAGUGUGAAGUCCAGGGAGAGGAGAGCAGUGUCCUCCCUCCCCAGCUGCAGCGUGAUUUUUUGGGAAUUGGGAGCCCAGUCUCCAUUCCCCAGCGGCAGUAUGAUGCUUUGGGAAUUGGGAGCCCAGUCUCCAUUCCCCAGCGGCAGCACAGAUCAUUGGGAAUUGGGAGCCCCGUCUCCAUUCCCCAGCGGCAGAGUGUCCUACCGGGAAUAGAGAGCCCAGUCUCCUUUCCCCAGCAGCAGGACUCUGUAUUGGGAGCAGAGACAGUCGGUCUCCCUCCCCCACAGCUGGAAGUAUGUAUGGGAGAGGAGCUUGUUACCCCCUCUCCCCAGCGGCAGCUUAAUGUACAAAGGGGAGACAGUAAGCCCCACAACCGUGCAGAUGGGACCGUAGUCUCUACACUGCCAGCACAGGGGGUAGGGACGGUCGGUCCUGCCCCCCAGCGACAGGGCUGUUUAGCCAAAGGGGAGACAGUCGGUCUCCCCCUCCAGCAGCAGAGAUGGGUAACCAAAGGGGAGACGGUCGGUCUCCAGCAGCAGGACUGUGCAUCUAAAGGGGAGACGGUCGGUCUCCAGCAGCAGGACUGUGCAUCUAAAGGGGAGACAGUCAGUCUCCAGCAGCAGCAGCAGAGCGGUGUAUUUAAAGGGGAGACAGUCGGUCUCCCCCUCCAACAACCAGGCUUCCACCAGGCUACCCUCCCAGUGGCGCUGGCAACAGGGCAGAGUGCCGCUGGUCUCUGCCCACGCAGCAACCCACCAAGUCAGCGUACCCGUACCCAGCACAGCCGUGGUGAGGCACCUGGACAUGGACAAGCUUCUUCUCUACCCAGGUGUAGUAACCAUUUAUUGUGGGUGGGCUGUGCUGUUGAUUAUGUUUUGUGGGUGGGCUGCUGGACUAACAAGGGCACUGACCGGCAGGAGGUCAGAUACCCUGUUAGUCUGUUUGGAAAAGGGGAGAGAUGUGACAAAACCAAUCUCGCCACAUUGCAUUGGAGGAGCCUGGUUGCCCGCCUGCUGCCUUUGGAUUAUGGACCGGCAGCUAAAGGGUUAAUUUUACUGUGCAGAAGGAUUUAUUUCUCCCUUUCUGCACAGCCGUUCGGUAGAUUCCAUCUACCAAACAAACAGUCUCUUUUCAGCCUCCCCAGAGCCGUGGGAAGCCGGCCGGCGACCUUAAUUGGCCACCCAGAAGCUGGAGUGCGCCCUCCAUUUACCUCCCUGAAGCCGCGGUUAACCGCGGCUUAACGAGCGUGUGCCGGCAAUUGACCACCCAGUAGCUGCGGUUAACCGCAGCUUAAUUGAUUGUUACUGGGUGGUCGCGGUUACACUUAGCCGCCACACGAUGGCGGUGUUCUGGAGCUCCCCGGGCAGCCAGCGCUUGUCUGCCCGGCUUUCAUGCACCAAACCCGGACACUUUUACGUGCAGGCACCGCUGAACCUCCAACCCCUGGUUCUAAUUCGCACGGAUUGAACGAAUGCAUGUAAAUUCGGUAUUUUAUGUUGGAGGAAUGUUUUAACCCAGAUAGCUAUGCCAUGGAGCCUAUUCGUGGAAUUAAAGACUUUGGCUCCAUGGCAAUUAAAACUGUAUUCGUGUGGUCUGAGUGCCAUUCACCUAAUAAUGUGCACUCAGACCUGAGCUAUCUGGGGAUAUGUUACAUGUCUGUGUUUUAUGUAGUAAAUGUUACUUUGUGCAUUUUAAAGUAUAAUGCUGGUUUUGUGUUCCCACGUGUGUAAUGGAGUUUUGCCUUUGACUUGGGAGAUAAUUGAGUUACUUCCCAAUUAUCUCCCAGGGCAGAGGGGAGGAAGCCAGGAUGCAUUGUGGGAAUAUACUGUGACUGUGUGUCCUUUUUGUAUACUUGUCUGUCCCUUGUCACAGUCUCCCAUUUGGUCCCCUAGGGGAGUGUCCACCAGGUGGGAGACCUGCAUAAAAGCUGGGCAGGUAGCCCUCAUUAAACAGACCACUGCUUGACCCUCAACACGGAGCCUUGUCUCGUCUUUGGGGGGAUUUACUGUAUGCUGCUAAGGACUGAUUGCCAGGAGUGUAAGCCGCUUGGGAGCUUUUCCUGUUCGCCUGGUAGCAGCAAUUCGUAUGGUUCCUGUUCGUGUAUUUGGAGUGCUACCUUAUUCCCUUGUAUGCCGUUCGGGAGUUUGGAGCAUUCACUUGUAUGCAGUUCGAGAGUUUGGAGCAUUCACUUGUAUGCAGUUCGAGUGUUUGGACCAUUCCCUUGUAUGCAGUUCGAGUGUUUGGAGCAUUCCCUUGUAUGCCGUUCGGGAGUUUGGAGCAUUCACUUGUAUUCAAUUCGUGAGUUUUGGUGAUUCUACAGUAGCUGUGCCUGUCUCUGAAAGGGGAUUAUCGUCUAAGCGGGUUUUUACCCCUUGUGUGCAAAACGGUCCGUUACAAUAUACUUAAGGGAUUAAUCCAGUGAUGGAAUGUGCCAAUUAUUCUUGAUAAAAUUUUUACUGUCCUACUGCACAUAUAAUGAUGUAAAAUAAUAGAUAGAGCAUGUGAUAAGAAACAGUUGUCUCUCUUUUAAUAAAUAAUUCAUUUCUAUUCUUGUCAAUAACUUGCAUGAGCGCCUCACAUAUAUCUGUAAUAGGGUGUCCCCUUUCCAAGAAAUUUCACUUAAGUAUUUUUACCUCUGCAAUAAAAUCCUCAUUAUAUGUGCAAAUACAUUUAAAUCUUAAAAAUUGGUGCUUAAGGAUUGUUUUUCAACAAGGGGCUGUAGUGAGAACUCAAAAAGUGGAUGUAUCCAUUGACGUCCACCGGUUUAAAAAAGGUUAUAGUUGCCACCAUUCUAACAAAAAUCGCAAGAUCCAAAAAAUAAAUAUUAUUCUUACUGUAUUACCAGGAGAGGUGGAUGCAUAUUUCUAAAUAUACUUAGACUCUAAUAGAUCUCUAGGACAUAAUUACAAACAGCACACAGGAGAGUGACUCAUGGACUAAUAAUGAAUAAAAGAAGGUUUCUUUCCCCAAGGGUUGGUUACCAAUCUUCUUAUAGAACACUUUCAAGUGGUGUUACUGUUUCUUCAUAUGUUCCCAUCUGCUGGACAGGUUAGUUCAAUAUAAUUGUAUUUUCUCACUAAAAGGAAUUGUUUCAUAUUACUAUUCUUCCUCUUGCUGAUUGCUUACCUCCUUUGCAUUAUUGGGAACAUGCUCCUGUUACUUAUCAUCAUGGUCUGUUCACAUCUGCAUACUCCUAUGUACUUAUUACUGGCCAAUUUGUCCUUCGUGGACAACAGCUUUAAUUCCAAUUUACCAAUUUAUAAAAAACUAAAGAUAAUGCUGGUAAUUUUCUUUUUACAAUUCCAUUUAAAAAAUUUAUAUGAAAAUGUUGAUUUAGUAAUAUAUCAGUUUAUUUAACCAGAAGACUAGGUUCCGCAUGCUUGUAUGUAAGUAUACCCUGAGCAUAUUGACCCUAUUUUUACCUUAUUUAACAACUCUCAUUUUAUUGAUCUCAAGAAGGUGGAAAGUUGAGUUGGCUUUGCUGGGAAACAAACCGGUACUUACAAGUGGUACUUGAGAAUGUGUGACUAAGCAUUAAACUUCCAGAAUGAGAUACAUUGACUGUAUCAUGCUCAAGAGUAAAUAUUCAGGGAGUUACAACUGGAAAUAUAACUGGAAUACAGUUUCAAAUGUAAUAAAAAUAAGAAUGGCAAUAAAAUUCCAAAGCAGAAAAAAAAUAUAAAAAAACAGGUAUUUAUUUUAGUAAUAGUUUAUGCACUAUUUUUUGCUUUGCAGAGUAUAUAUUUUCCACGUUAUUCAAUGCCAAACUGUUUUAUUGAAGAAUAAUUUAAACACCUCACCUGUGAUGUUAAUUGAACACAUUAAAUUUGACUUUCUGACAGUGAAGGGGUUAAUCUAUAUAGAAAUUCUAUGUAUCUUUAUAAAUCUAUCUAGCAAGCAAAAAAAAAAAAAAAAAAUUUGGAUCAGCAUUGCUGAAAUCCAUUUACUCAAUACUUUCCUUUAGUGUGCUCACCCUGAAAUAUGAUCCUCCCUUACUAUGCGGUCAGCAAUGUAUUAAAUGUGCUUUGGACUAGACCUUUUCAUUUUCCUUAAAAAAUAAAAAUAUAAUAUAAAUCCAUAAGGCAGCAUUAUCAAAGUGGAACUUUUCUUACUCACGACUUGUAUCCAGGAACUGCACAAAGGUUUAUAAUAGACUAUUCAAUGCACAGAAGAAAAGCAUGUGACAAAACACAGAUUUUUCGAUUCAGAGUUUAGGAUGAAUGAACAAGUGGUAUUUUAUAAAGUUAGUAUUCCAAGCCUCUAAUAGUUCAUAAUAUUCAUUUAACAAUAAAUAGGUUUAUGUCUUGUGAACAGUUCCAUUUACAACAAAAAUAUGAAUCUACUCAGAAAAAAUCUUAUUUAGCCAUUAUUAUUAUUAAAUAGUAUAAGUAAAAUGAAAAAAAAAUGUAUUUUAUUUUUAUUUCAAUUUGUUUUUUUUGUUUUUUUCUUUUAUUGUUACCCCCCUUUUAAUGUGUAAUGGUUGUUGUUAUUUUUAUAUUGUGAAAACUUUCCCAAUAAAAACCAUUUGAAAAUAAAUUUUAUUUUUAACAAUGUGUGUUUCUGCUUGAAAAAUAUGAAUGUCAAUUUAAUUUGGAGUUGUGGUGAGAAAAUUUUCAAAAAUGUAAAUAAAAAUUUAAUUGAAAGUGGUCAUAACAGAAAGAUGAAUAGAUUGAUAGAUAGAUAAAUAGCUAGAUAGAUAGAUAAAUAGAUAGAUCGAUAGAUAGAUCGAUAGAUUCUUAUAUUUUAUUAUACUUUAUUAAGAAUUUUAAUUAUAACAACUCACUGUUAUCGCAUUCAAUAUCUUCUUUUCAUUUUAAAAAGUAAUUUAAUGACAUUUAUUUGAAACUUAUGAUGUUCAUCUAGUGCCAUAGAGGAAGUAAUUUUAUACAUAGUUCAUAAUUUAGAUUUUUCAUUUAUUUCUUUAUCAUAUCAUCUAUAUUUUAAGGAGAUAACAUAUUUGAAAGCUUAUAUGGUAUUCCUUGUUUUCUUUGAUCUUUUUGAUUGUUACACACCAGGGGAUUCUAUACCCCCAAUGUGGGCAUACCCUUAGCCGAGGGUGUUGCGGUAGAUAGACUUGGGUUCUUCUCGCCACACACCCUAAGUUUCUGGGAUUUUCUCUACUAUAAUUCUCUGUUGGGUUAGGCCCUUUCCUCUUGCCCAUUUAGUCCUCUUUUGGCUCUAGGACUGGAUUGUCUCCAGCUCUAUAGCCACUAUUUUCUCUUUAAUUAACUUCUGUGUGGUUUUAAUACCAGGACUAUCUAGACUCUAUCAUUUAUAUAUUACCUAUACAUCCAUUGUAAGCAACACAUACCAAUUAUGGCAGGGUUCUUAUCCAAUAAACCAGACAGUAAUCUAUGGUGUAUUGACUCGGACAAUGUGUUCUCAGUGGAGCAAUUAGAUUGCUCUAACUCUAUCCCUGACAUCAAUCAAGCAUUUAAUAACUUGCAAAAUCUGUACCAAAAACAAAUUAAAUCUAGCUGGGAGGUGUCAUCUCUUGAAAACUAUAUCAAAAAGGAGAUGAUUCCACGGGGCCUUAGGGUUCGUAAUCUACCAUCUUCAUAUACAGACAAUACUGAUUUAAUGCAAGAAUGGGAAUCUGCAGCCGGAGCAUGUUCCAAGCGGUUCAUGGAGAUCUUAAUAAAAUUUGAAAAAGCAAAAAUCUCUGAAGUUAACCUUAUAUCUUGAACAGGAGAUUGCUAGUGCACAACAAUAUCAGUCUAACCCAGAAUUCACCCACUUUGAAACUAGAUUGAAAACUAAUUUAGAUAAAUUUCAAAAUAACAUUAAGAUACGCAAACAUCAAAAGUUUGUGAGAGACUCAAGAGACUACCAAACAAACAGAGUCUAUCAACAUUUCAACCGUAGAGUUAGGACAAAUUCUAACAACUACUUAACAUCAGAUUAUGAGUCUUCCGACACUGACAAUGACAACUCUAAUGGAUCACAAAUUGACCAACAACUACAAACUUCAACAACUCCUACAUAUACUAAUCCGAAAGGAAUACUUAAAAAAGGGGUGAAUUUUUUAGAGAUGGGCCACAUGGACGGUAUGCAAACCCGAAAAAACAGAUACCCCACACGAGACAGGGAAGGAAACAGAGGCAGGAGACCCGGAAGGAGAAGAUUUUGACUCAAGAAAACUGCCGAGUAAUGGACCAAAGAGUCAUUAAUCUUUCAAAACAGAUCUUGAACAAUGACCAUCUCUCACUUUUAGAGAAAGGGCUCUCCUUCGUACCAGUACCCCUCUUAAAUAAAUUCAUGUGGGUAAAAGAUCUCCAUCUCUUUGCCCGGAAACUCGCUCUACAUAAAUUUCAUGAGAUCAAUAAAGAAAAGAAAGCUAAAUCCCAUGGCAUGUCCAAUAGAGAAUAUGAAUGCCUUAUGACCCUUAUGGACCUAUGGGAAGAAAGCAAUGAAACCGACCCUUCAAAAUACACUGAUUUAAAAUUAAAAAGUAAAUUUACUCCAUACCUGGGAAAUUACCGUAAUAUUGAUCUUUUCUUAGAAACAAUGAAAAAUGAAAUUGAUAAAAUAGACAGUAGAUCCCUUGAUUUUCACCCCAAUAUGAACUUGUCAAGUAGGGAACAAGUGGCACUUAAGUCUCUGAGAAAUAACACAGAAAUUAUCUUGAAACCUGCGGACAAAGGCGGGAACAUAGUCAUGAUGGAUAUCACAGACUAUGUUACAAUGGUUCUCAAAGUGUUGGAAGAUGAGAAUACAUACAAAAUUCUAAAAUCUGACCCUACGAAUGACUUCCUUAUAAAGUAUAGGGAGAUUCUGGACAGGGGCCGCAGUAGAGGGCUGCUAUCAGGGGAUGAAUACGCAUUCAUCCUCAAUUGCCAUCCGAGGAUAGCGACCUUCUACUCCUUACCCAAAGUACAUAAAAGUAUGACCUUACCCCCUGGCCGCCCCAUUGUCUCAGGCAUAGAUAAUUUGACACAGAAUGGUAGUAUAUAUAUUGACAAAAUCCUACGACCAUUCGUUGAAAAACUUCCCUCUUACCUUCAGGAUACAAAACAGACCCUGGCCCUCUUAGCGAAUCUGGAGGUACCUCCCUCGGCCAAAUUAUGUAGCUUGGAUAUCGAAGCCCUCUAUUCAUCCAUUCCCCAUUCCAAUGGCAUUCGCCACAUACGCCAUUUUCUGGAACAACGAGGCCCGGCAUUUACAGCACAUACUACCUUCUGUUUGGAGCUUCUUGAAUACAUCCUUUCACAUAAUUACUUUUUAUUCAAAAAUAAAUACUAUCAUCAAAUCAGGGGGACUGCGAUGGGGACAGCUUGUGCCCCAUCGUAUGCUAACCUCCAUCUGGGCUGGUGGGAGGAACAUCUAUUCCAACAUCCAGAAAUCUCUCAAUAUCUACCUUUGAUCUUCCUUUGGCGUCACUACAUCGAUGACGUGCUCAUAGUGUGGCUGGGGAAUUCACAAGAGUUUAAUGAGUUCGUCUGUAUCCUGAACAUUAAUGAUGAAAACCUCAGAUUCACAAAUGAAUUUGGGGGUCAAAAUUUGAAUUUUUUAGAUGUAAUGAUCUCUAUAACAUCUGAAAACAAAAUACAUACCACCCUUUAUCGCAAACCCUCGGCAACCAAUAACCUUUUGAGAUGGGACAGUUUUCAUCCAAUACCGCUCAAAAUGGGCAUCCCGACGGGUCAAUAUCUUAGGGUCCGACGUAAUUGUAGCACUAUUGAUGAAUUCAAGACAAAGGCUAAAGAAUUAAGAGGCCACUUUAAAGCCAAAGGCUACCCUAAUAGGUGCCUCAAACGUGCAUACCAGAGAGCACUUGACUCAGAUCGCAAUGUGUUGUUGAGCGGGGAUAUCCCCAAACCAGCAGAGACCUCUAAGAAUAAUAUACGCCUAAUUGCCACCUACGAUGCAGGAUGGGAAAAUAUUAAAAGUUCCCUCAGACGCUACUGGCCACUGCUAACUAAUGAUCAGCACCUUCAAGAAGUACUGGCUCCCAAUGUCUCCAUCACGGCCCGGAGAGGUAAAAACUUACGAGACCUUUUAGCCCCAAGUCAUUUUAAAACCGAAAUUCCAUCCCCUACAACAUGGCUCCAGACCCGCUUGACCGGUAACUAUAGAUGCGGGAGGUGCAUUUCAUGCAAAUUUAUGAAAAAAGACUCCAAAAUAGUCAAAGACAGUAUGGAGAAGGAGGCGUUUACUAUAACCUCCUUCUUCAACUGUAAUACAUCAGGGAUUGUAUAUUUACUUACCUGUGAAUGCAAUAAAAAAUAUGUGGGCAAAACAUUCCGCCCCUUUAAGAAACGCAUACAAGAACACAUUAGAUCUA